Molecule: messenger RNA, 1410 nt
Organism: Torulaspora delbrueckii
Lineage: Eukaryota; Fungi; Ascomycota; Saccharomycetes; Saccharomycetales; Saccharomycetaceae
Gene: COQ1
Product: trans-hexaprenyltranstransferase
Exons: 1
Coding region: 1-1410 (469 amino acids)
Biological process (GO): ubiquinone biosynthetic process; isoprenoid biosynthetic process
Cellular component (GO): transferase complex
Molecular function (GO): prenyltransferase activity
Source: RefSeq, a predicted model, not a curated record
AUGCUGAAGCGCCUCAUCACUGGCAGGCAUCAUGCUGGUCAGUUCCAUCGCCAUAAGUCGUCAUUCGCAGCUGCAUUGGCGGCUGCCAGUAGGCUCGUUACACCAAAGAUCAUGUUGAGCAAUCCAGUUUCUCUGGUGUCGAAUGAGAUGAAUACUCUAGCAAAGAAUAUAAUGGCAUUGAUAGGAUCUGGGCACCCAACCCUCAAUAGAGUCACCAGCUACUAUUUCGAGGCUGAAGGUAAGAAAGUUCGGCCGCUACUGGUGCUACUACUUUCGCGAGCGUUGGCAGAGAUCCCGCUUGAACGAAGAGAUCAUUUGAAAUUGGACUCUGAGGACGUCCCCGAAGACCCAGUUUACUCUAAGCCGCCUCACAUGCUAUUGCUGGAGCAACCUGUUCGCAGUUUCUCUCCCUUGCACGUUCUGCAUGGUAUUAAGCCCUUGAAUCCAUUGACAAAAGGUCCAGAACCACUGCCUCAGGCAACUUUUGAUCAUGAAAGAGGCAUUCUACCAAAACAAAGAAGGCUAGCAGAGAUUGUUGAAAUGAUUCACACGGCUUCUUUGUUACACGACGAUGUCAUUGACUACUCAGAUACCAGAAGAGGCAGACCAAGCGGCAAUGUAGCUUUCACAAAUAAGAUGGCUGUGCUUGGUGGUGAUUUUCUACUUGGUAGGGCAACAGUGUCGAUCUCAAGAUUAAGAAACCCUGAAGUUGUUGAGCUGAUGUCCAAUAGUAUUGCCAACCUUGUCGAAGGUGAGUUUAUGCAAUUGAAGAAUACUGCAGUCGACAACGAUUUAACAACAAUCCAGCAUGGAACAAAGGAAAUUCCCCCAGUGUCAGGCAAGCUGGACAAUAAAAUACACGACUAUCAUGUACCAACGGAUCAAGUACAGAAUGUUUCUCACGAUCAAUUGAUUGAAACAGCCUUCGAGUACUACUUGCACAAGACUUACUUGAAGACAGCUGCACUAAUUUCCAAGUCAAGUCGGGCUGCGGCUAUCUUGUCUGGGGCAGACAAAAGCGUUGUCGAUCAAUGUUACGACUUUGGUAAGAACCUUGGUGUUUGUUUUCAACUCGUUGAUGAUAUGCUGGAUUUCACGGUUGCCGCAAAAGACUUGGGUAAACCCGCCGGAGCAGAUCUGGAACUAGGGAUUGCGACCGCUCCAGUUCUAUACGCUUGGAAGGAAGAUCCAUCACUCGGGCCUCUCAUCCAACGUAACUUCUCGCAAUCAGGUGAUGUGGAAAGGACCGCUGCAGCAGUAGCAAAGUUUGAUGGAGUCAAAAGAACCAAAGAACUCGCAGUACAGUACAGAGACAAGGCGUUGCAAAACUUACGUAAUGCGCUACCAGAUUCAGAUGCUCGCUCGGCGUUAGAGUUCCUGACCAACAGCAUUUUAACGAGACGGAAAUAG